GAGUAUCAAGAGAGCCAAUAGUAGCAGCGCCACUCUACCGUCCAUCCAGUCGGGGAACAUCUCUCGCCCGCCAACCGCAUCGCGGUCCUGGCAUGCAUGCAUGCAAACGCACUAACAGCUGAUUCGGAGAUCGCGCGCAUGCGCACAACCCACGUGUUGCGUCGGUAUACCGUGUUGGCGUGUGAAGGAGCCAGCGAUGCUUUACCUGGUGGGGCUGGGGCUAGGAGACGCGAGGGACAUCACGGUGCGAGGUCUGGAGAUCGUGAAAGCUGCCAGUCGAGUCUACCUCGAGGCCUACACCUCCAUUCUCACCGUCGGACGAGACGAGCUGGAGGCGUUCUACGGCCGAGAGUUGAUUCUGGCAGACAGGGAGAUGGUGGAGCAGAAGUCAGACGCUCUUCUGGACGGUGCAGCAGAAGAGGACAUAGCCUUUCUAGUGGUUGGAGACCCACUGAGUGCUACGACCCAUACUGACCUCAUACUUAGAGCCGCCAAACGCUCCAUUCCUUACCAGGUGGUUCACAAUGCGUCGAUACUGACGGCUGUUGGGUGCUGUGGUCUGCAACUCUACAACUUUGGGGAGACUGUCUCCAUUCCGUUCUGGUCUGAGACAUGGGAACCAGACUCGUUUCUGGACAAGAUUGAAGCCAACUUGGAGCGUGGCCUACACACACUCUGCCUCCUCGGUAGAAAACAAAGAGGUAGAAAGGUGUUUGAACCUCCACGCUACAUGACAGUAGGCCAGGCAUCACUCCAACUGAUGCGAGCACUCGACAACAGAGCUAAAGACAAUCGCCCACUCAAAUACGAAGGAGCCCUCGACGAUCCUCCCGUCGCUCACCUCCACACGAAACCGCUUCCCCAGAGAGGAAUAUCGUAUCGAAAAAUCACCCACGCCGCGCUCGAUUUCGCGCACGUGUUUGUCUUCUGUUUGCUCUUCACUCUCUCUGUGAUGACAGGAUUCGCGUUUUUCUGGCUUUGUGUGGCUGCAGUUUCUGCGCUGUACGAAGAUCACGCUGGAAGCGUCGACUGGCACCGCCGGUUUUUGGGUGCCGUAGACUACGUCUCACUGGACGGAGCAACUCCGCAAGGCUGCAAACGUCUGCUUGCAGUCUCCCGUAGUGGCGUUGUCGCUGCCCGUGACGCAGAAAAAGGAGAAAUAGCUUGGAGACAUGUCUAUGAGAACGAGGAAAGUGGAGUAAUAGACUCCGUACUCCGGAGUAAGUGGGGUCUGGUGAUAGUCUCCGGGGGUGGACGGUUGCUAAGAAGCUGGGAUGUGUCGUCGGGGUCGUUACGAUGGGAGUCCCUCACCGGAUUGGACGGACGGGGAGAGGAGGAACUGGCGUCGUAUUCCCUGACAUCAGACUGGAAACCUGGAGCUGUUCUUACUACUGUCGUUGGGGCUCAGCUGGUGAGAUUGUAUCCCACAAUAUCACACAGCUUUAGUGGUGUGUGUUUUGUUCCAGAGAUCUUGGUGGUUGCCAUGGGAACAGAGGUGGUGGGGUUCAAAGGUCGUUCGGGGGAGCGACUGUGGAGGACGAGACUGGACCGUGAUUCCCGUGCUGCAGACUCACUGAUUUCUUUGCUCCAUCCAUCCUCGGAUGACUCCUCUCUCUUCAUCUUGUCUGCCUCCCUCGAGACGAAACAGGUUUCACUCGCGCAGCUGGCUGCCGGGACGGGCGUGGUCGAGAAGGAGGCGGAGCUUCCGGCCCCCUGGUUGGUUGCCACGGGAACCAGCUGUGUCAUCGUUGUGGGCGUGGCAGUGUGUCUUGACCUGGUGACCCAGACCCUGUACCAUGGAUCUGGAGAUCGGUUCCUCAGAACAGACCUACAGAGUCUUGGGGUGAGUAGAGUGAGAUUACUCCAACUGGACGAGGAUGGAAAUCAGUUCUGGCUCCACUCUGACCACACCCACUGGGUCCUCGGUCUCCAGGACAACCGUGUUGCUGUGGUGACAGAGACGAGCGACGUUCUGUCGUACGACAGGAGUGUGGAAGGGCGGGGGAGGAUGAGGGUGGGAGUGAGGUGGGAGGAGGGGAGUUCUGUGAGGCUGGUGAUGGGUGAGGGUGAAGAUGAACUCAUCACUGACAGAGUCAAACUGCCCGAGAGAGGAAGACCAGUACAGGGAGAUGUCUGUUUGACUGCAUCUAAGAAGAAACCAGAAUCUUUCCAGUUGGUGCUACUUAUGGAAGAUUCUUCCCUCGUUAUGCUUCACUCACCUGGUGAGGUUGCGUGGGUGAGGGAAGAUGGGUUGGGGUCAGCGGUUGCCAUUGAAGCAGUUGACCUCCCACCAGCUGACCAAUCAGGUUCCAUCGCUAAUUUUAUUACGUCGACCAUGAACGAGGGAAAUCCCCUGAAAUUGGCACUCAUGAGACUAAGACUCCAAUUUUCCCUGGCAAAAGAGUUCGUUAAAGAUCUUCAGAACAGGGGUCUACCCAAUCUGCUUCUCUCUGAAGACGACCUCGUAGUACGAGACCAGUUCAACAUUAGGAAGCUUCUCGUCGUUGCUACGGCAACUGGAAAGUUGUAUGGUCUGGAUAGCAACAGUGGUGACAUCGUCUGGCAGAGGUUUAUUCCAAAUAUUGCCCCCCUCGGCGACGGAUCCCUCGCGCUCCAUCUCCUCCGCACCACCUCCCACCCUCCCCUCCCCCCUCUCUCCGUCAUCAUCGGCAUCUCCACGGAUGGUACUUACUGCACUGGUCAACUAGUGCUGUUUGCAUUCAACCCCAUCACUGGUGAUCAUGUGACUUUGGACGGAGAUCAUGUGACGUCAGGUGACAAUCACAUGACUUGUCUGGGAGCUGUAAGACAGUUGAUAGUACUGCCUCACCUUGACCACACCCACUCCCAUGUGCUCCUCUACAUUACUAAAGACAUGAAGGUGCACACUUUCCCGGCCUCAUCUGAAGCAGUCCGACACGCUGGCGCGGUGGCAACCUCGCAGCAGGUCUUCCUCUUUGCCGGUGACGUGGAAUCGGGACUGAUCACCGGGUAUCAGUUGGAACGGAACGGAGACGACACGCUAGGGACGAGGGAGUCAUGGCAAAUUUUCUACCCUCCAGAAUUUGAAAUCGUCGAAUUUUUUUCUACCAGACCGAAAAUCGAGCGUGUUGGUUCACCGGGACGAGUGAGAGCUGAUCGGAGCGUUCAGUACAAAUACCUCAAUCCUCAUCUGUUUGUCGUCGUCACCAGUGGCCAUGACGAUGCAGCUGGAGAUAAACCGUUCUUCGGUGUUUAUCUGGUGGAUGGUGUUACCGGGGCAACCAUCCACCACACAACGCACAGGAAUGCGGCAGGUCCGGUGAACCUUGAACUCUCCGAGAACUGGAUUGUCUACCACUACUACAAUACCAAACUGCGACGUUAUGAACUCGUGGUCACUGAACUCUACGACCAACCCUCAAACCACUCCCAUUCGGACUGGUCCUCUCUCUCUCCUCCCUCCCUCCCCCUCGUCACGUCUCAAGCCUACGUCUUUCCCUCUUCAAUCGCUGCCAUGGCAACCACGCAAACGAAGCGGGGUCUCACCCACAAGAGCCUCAUUGUGGGUCUCCAUUCCGGGCACAUUGUGUCUCUUCCGAAGCGGAUUAUGGACCCGAGACGCCAACUGAUACCUACAGAUGACAUGAGGGAGGACGGACUGCCAAAGUACGAGCCAGCUCUCAUCCCUCGACCGGUGAUGUUCGUCAAUUACAAUCGCACUGUCAGCAGAUUGAGGAGGGUCACCGUGGCAACCACUGGACUGGAGUCGACCUGUCUGGUGUUGGCAUCGGGACUAGAUCUAUUCUUCACUCGAGUAACUCCAUCCAAACAAUUUGAUUUACUGGCCGAAGAUUUCGACUACCCUCUCAUAUCAGCCGUCGUCAUGGCGCUGGUCGUCGGGACGAUGGGCCUCUCCUACUUCGCCAAGAGGAAGUCCCUAAGAGCUCUGUGGAAGUAACCUUGCACCUCCAUCACCAUAGAAACACAAAUUGUAAAUACAGGUGUAUCAUAAUCAGCAAUCAAAAUCUUUAUUUCUACUGUACAUGAAAACGAAACAGAUCAACUGAUGUGGACAGUACGACGCGUCUUUUCCUUCUUGUUUCGGUUGUUAUGCCGUUUCCAUGGUUUCCCCACACCCACCAUGGAACUAGUAACAGAUCAACUGAUGUGGACAGUGCGACGUGUCUUUUCCUUCUUGUUUCGGUUGUUAUGCCGUUUCCAUGGUUUCCCCACACCCACCAUGGAACUAGUAACACUAGCUGCAUCAGACGUUCCCUCUCCUUCCUCCUCCUCCCCCUCUCCCCCUUGCCCCUGUCCUAAUGAAAGGCGAUGAUUGGCACCGGAUUUCCUAAUGAAGCCUCUGACUCCAUGGCAACCCUUAGUGAUGGCUCUCACCUCUUCCUGUUCCAUAAACUGCUUGUCAAAUUCGCUCAGAGUAACUCCGCCACUUUUUCCUUCUCCUUUGUCUUUGUCUAUGGAUGGUGAAUUAACCCCUCUCUCACUACCGCCCUCCCCCACUCCCUCUGCCGCUGGUGCUCUUGCUUCAGUGGGAAU
Geodia barretti is the source of this 4536-nucleotide messenger RNA. Lineage: Eukaryota; Metazoa; Porifera; Demospongiae; Tetractinellida; Geodiidae. The record is from the annotation of a GenBank genome assembly.